CAAUCAACCAGUUCGUCAGUGACGAUGAAGACCUCCUGGUAUGAAUUCACUUCGGAACCUGCCGUGUUCCUGUAUACCUUCUCAGCCUGGACUUACUCUGUAGUGAUUCGCUACUUCUUGAUGCAGAAGACCUGCAGCCCCGAUAUCGAACCACCUCUUAGAUAUGCUUGCAACGAAACAAAUCUUCAAAUAGAAGCUAACGAGCUGAUGGUAGUAAGAAACACUUGGUUCGAGUUGUUGUCGAUAAUACCACUGCUAGUGGCUGGGUGUGCCCGCGACGCGACUGGCCUCAACAAACCGAUGAUGUACGUUGGGCUGGCAGGCGAGGCCAUCGGUGUCUCCAUAGCGCUCUUCUCUGCCCUCACCUGGAAGAUGUCUGCCUGGAGUACAAUGGUCUCUGAAGCCGUCGUCCGUGGAAUCGCUGGAGGAGGGAAGAUGUUCUAUUUGGGCACUGCCUGCGUUGUUACCGAACGAUCUAAACCAUCGCAGAGAACUGCCAGGCUUACAUUGAACCUGGCUGCAGCCGCUUCCGGAGCUUGCUUGGCGAGCACUUUCUCCAGGCACUUCGUCAAGCACCUAGGCUACCAGACUUCCUUCAUAUCCAUCAACGCCAUGCUCUUGUUGGCUCUUUUCUUGGUCAUCUUCAUCUUCGAAGACGAGAGCAAGCUGAUGAAGAGUGAGAGCUGGCAGGUCGUCGGGAAGUUAACGACUCUCUUCAAAUCGAGGCCUAACGGCAAAGUUAUCUGGCUCAUGGUUCUUUGCAGCGCUUUGGCAACCGCAACAACUAAAGCUGAAGAAAAUCUUUUUUUGAAUUAUAUGAUGAAAGGGUUCGGAUUUUCCUUCAAACAAAUAGGAUAUUUUCAGACUUAUCAACUGAUCAUUAGAGCAGCCAGUUCACUGUCGCUGCCGCUUUUAUUGUUCUCUUUCUUGAAGAAUUCGGGAUUCAAGAUUGGAAUAAUUUGCUCCAUAAUUGCAGUAAUUUCAUCGACUGCAAUGGGAUUUGCAACAGCGAAACUUGAGCUUCUACUCAUUACUUUAUUGGAUUUUUCAAAAUGUUUCUUGGUGACUAUACCUCUUUCCAUGGUGACAAGAUGUGUUAACGCCUAUGAAAUCGGCAUAUACCUAAGCUUAUGUUAUAUCUGGCAAAACAUAUUGAUUGGAGCUUUCUCCUACGGUUACGAUACCAUCUUCGCUUCAACUGUAAAACAAUUACCUGGAACAUUUUAUUUUGCCAGUGCAGCUGUUUCUGGGAUGCUGGUCAUUCUCUACAGGAUCGCACUACACAUAUAUGUUCCUUCAGAAAAUGAGGACGACACAGAGAAUGAAUCAGACUUGGACAAGUGUGUAAACUGUUUUAAUAUUGCAGUUAAGCACUAGAUGAGUUCAUUAAGCUGCCUGAAAAGGCAUCAAUUUUUACUAUGAUUUUUUUUACUUCACCAAGAUGAGAUUGCCGAUUAAUGUGGCUAGAUAAAACUUACUUCGGAUGGGUUGUAAAAUAAUGACAACGGCACCGUCAGAAAAAUAUCAAGCUCAUUAUCACAGAAGACCAUCUAUUGCAAUGGUGUCAAGAGUGGUCUUUUGAGAGAAAGGGUUGUUGGAGAAAUUUACAGGAGAUUGAGAACAAUGAUAUGAUAAAUACAUAGUUAUUUUUAAGAAUGUAGAAUAUGAAAUAAUAUUCUCAAUAAAAAAUAAUAAUAAUGUGCCUUCUUUAAGUUAGAAGAGAAAACAAACUUCACUUAUGAAGAAUUUAAAUCUUAUUUUUUUAAAAAAACUAUGUAUUUCAAUAAAAAUGAGUGAUUUGAUAUUGUAAUGUAGUUAUAUGCUUAUUAAUCAAAGGCCAUUUAUUUAAGCCUUUUAUAUUUCAAAUUUUAAAUAUUUAAAGAAAUAAACAAAAUAAUGAAAACAUAGUGAUUUUUAUUUUCAGU
Nezara viridula (southern green stink bug) is the source of this 1925-nucleotide messenger RNA. The record is from the annotation of a GenBank genome assembly. Lineage: Eukaryota; Metazoa; Arthropoda; Insecta; Hemiptera; Pentatomidae.